Molecule: messenger RNA, 1383 nt
Organism: Cryptococcus deneoformans JEC21
Lineage: Eukaryota; Fungi; Basidiomycota; Tremellomycetes; Tremellales; Cryptococcaceae
Exons: 3
Coding region: 54-1343 (429 amino acids)
Source: RefSeq, a predicted model, not a curated record
CAACAUCCAGCGCUCCAAGAGCAGUUUACCACCCUAAGAACAACGUAGUGAAUAUGCCAAGACGAUCAGCUAAGUAUAAAGCGACAGCACGAGCCAGAGAGCUCUAUCGAAUGGCGACUAUCCUCAAUCAUAAGCAGCUCAAGACCAGUUUGUCCAUUCCGUAUCAUGCUCUCAGGACAUCUCGUUACCUCAAUCGUCCGAAGAAGUAUGGUCAGCUUCGUAGUAGGGAUGCUGUUGCCAGAAUUACAAGCAUUCAUGAGAUACCAGAUGAGGAUUUCCGCCGCAAACUGCGCGUCAACCAUACGGAAUUUCGAAAGCUUCUCUGCCUUAUCAAGGACCAUCCAGUUUCGUCUCUCAUGGUCCAAGAAAGCAGGCGAACCCCCUUUUACAGCUUACAGUUGCGCUCUAUCGACUGGGACAUUGCGGAUGGCACGUCGGCCAUAUGGACGACUCGGGUAAUCAAGGCCAUCCUGUCAUUGGAGCGAAAUAACGUAUACUGGCCAGAUGAAAAUGAGAGGAAGGCUAUAGACAGGCACUUUGAAGAGGAGGAGGACAUUCCUGAUGGAUGUGUGGGGAUUAUCGACGGCUUCCAUGUUCCCUUCGCUUACAAGCCUGCUCGCCAUGAUGCUGUCGAUUCCCUUUCAUACAAAGGGCGCUACGGCUUCAAUAUCCUAGGAAUUUGCGACCAUUUGAAGAGGAUUCGGUACUUCCAGUACGGUUAUCCUGCUUCUGCUCACGAUGCUCGUAUCUUCAAGAACUGUUCUCUCUUUGAAGAGGCUAAUGCCGACGCUCAGAGUAACAGAGAAGCCAUGUUGCAAGGCCGAGCUGUUCAUUCAGAAAUGAUCAGUCAAGGUGAAUAUCUUUUGGCAGAUUCGGCAUUUCCUGCUGGGGAUUGGUGUGUACCGCUUUUCAAGCGUCGGAGAGGUCAGAACGACCUUGAUGCGCCAGAAGCCAAGUUCAAUAAGAAGUGUUCGAGUGCCCGAGUCAAGAUUGAGCAUGCCUACGGAAUCCUCAAAAACCGCUGGCAGAGUCUUAGGAACCUUCGCGUGAAGAUUCGCAAUGUCAGAGAUGAAGGCGUUGCGACAUGCUGGAUCCGGGCCUGUGUGGUAUUGCACAAUCUGCUCAUUGACACAGGUGAUUGGUACAAUCAGCUGGAUGGUGACGCUGAUGAACCUGAUGAUUACAUCGACAUCGAAAGGAUGCAAGAAAGGAUGGAGAGGGUGUUAGAGCGGCACAGGGAAGAAGAGGAGGAUGAGGCACGUGAUGCAAGAGAUGCUUCGAAUCUCACGCGAAAGAGGGUGAUGGAGCGAAUGCAGGAAAUAGAGCGCAGGGAUCUUCUAUGAUCAUAUCUGCAGGGGAGAGGAAGAGACGACUGAGAAUGCA